AAGUGUCUCCUGUUGUCAAGUUUCCUGUAAAUUUAGCUCGUCAAAUCUAUGAUGUUAUUUUUUCAACAAUAAAUAAUGAAGAUGAAGAGGACGAUGGUGACAUUGCUAUGAAAUUACAGUGUGAAGAAGAUGAACGGAUGGCACGCCAACUCUAUGAAGAAAUGCUAAGGAACACAGGACGUGCACUGGAUUCAACUCCACCGCAAUUGCGAGAAAUAAUGGACAUGGAACUAGCCCAAGCUAUUUAUAAAGCAGAUGUUGAUUCUCUCACUCAGAGUUCUCCAGAUACAAUUGCAAAUGUUCUUGCAAAGCGUCUUUUGGAGGAAAACUAUAGUCAUAUUGACAAAAAAACUUUACAUGACAUUUUUGUCUCCUGCAAUUGUUCUUUUGAAGAUACUGUAAAAACUCUCCAAGAAGCUUUACCAGCUGAUGAUGUUGAAAAUAAGCGUAGAGUUGUAGCCCAACAAGCUGCAGUCCAAGAUAAAUAUCAAACUCGUGACAAUGCCCAAUCUCAAGAAUUUUCUGAAAGACAUGAAAGUAUAGAAAAUUCUAUUGGAAUAGAAAAUCCAUGGGAUUUGUCUGAUCCUAAGGAUGCAUACAAUAAAUACAGAGGAAAAGCAGAUGAAUUUCUUAAAGAACGCGAUGAAAUGUAUCGCAGAGCAAAUGAUGCUUUCAGGAGGAAAGAAAGAUCUGUAGCAGCUUACUAUUCAAAACUGGGUGAAGUGCAUGGAAAAAAGUUCCACCAUGCUAGUGCAAUGGCUGCUGCAGCUCUUGCUGCAGCUCACACCAAUUUACAUUCCAGUGAUACUCUGGAUUUGCACCAUUUCAAAGUUGUAGAGGCUGUUACUGUCUUUGAUCUAUUCAUGGAUUACCACAUAAGAAUAUUACCAGAAAAUGGGCUUCAACAACAAAGUCUUGACAUCAUUACUGGCCGUGGCACACACAGCGUAAAUGGCAAGCCGCGUAUUAAGCCAGCUAUUAUGAACCGCGCCAAAAAGCGUAAUUUAAGAUGUCAGCAAGUCUCAGGUAACCCAGGUGUACUCAAGAUUUGGGUUACAUCUAACUCUUACCUCUCGCACGAAGUACCUGAGUGAAAGAUAUACAAUGCACAAAAGCAUGCAGCAGUGUUAAAUUGAGUAAUAAUUAAUUGGUUUACUUUACCAAACCAUUUGAUUAUUAGCUCAUUGAUUUUUGUUGUUCUAAAAUUUCUUUGCUUUCUACUUGCUUUGGAAAUUAAUUGUGCUUUCUGUCUUGAGCAAUGGGGAUUUAAAAGGAAACUAUAUGUUCUAUAUUUUUGAUAAUCAUCUACAUUUUGUGCUUUUGUGCAACUUUGCUGUGCUGUACUGCGCUCUGAGUAACUGUUAGAAGUUUAGUUUGCUCAUAUAUUUUAUAAUCAAUGUAUGUACUUAUUAAGAUUUAAAUGAACUUGUUAGGAUUUCUUGGUUAAAUUAGUUUUUUAUUAAGUUUAACCAUGUUGACACUUUAUUGAGUUGAUUUCUUGCACUCUUGUGCAUGGAAUCUUUUUUUUUAAAUGACCUUGUUUUUAUUUGUGACAUGGGACUACAUGUGUUCAAUUUUUACUCGUUAAUUGAAAGAUCAGUCCUUUCAUAUUGGGUAUUCUCUUAUUUUUCUAUCCGACUCAACAUCCAUGGGCUUUCCAAUUAUUUUUUUAAUCAUAUUUUUUUGUGUCCUUAAUCUAUUGGGUAUUUAGUGCCUUAUCUAAUCAGCUGUGUUGUCAAUAGUGAUGAUAUCUGAUGUUCCAAUGCCACUCGCACAACAUGUGAUUGUUUAAUCUAGUUUUCUGUUAUAGAUUUGUACUAUUUUACAAAUCUGAGUCAUUGCUGGAGAUAAAAGCGUAUAUGUAUGAGAUAUAUGAGCUUCAAAUAUUACUCUAAGAUUUUUGCCUAGUUUGCUCAAGUAUUGAGGUAAAAUCUUGAAAUACAAAAGAACUGCUGUGAUCUUAUUGUUUAAGAAGUGUUUAUGGUCUUUCCCUAUAUGUUAAGUACUUAACGGAAACCAGUAGCCUGUUGGUUUCCUUGUUUCUGGCAGUUAGGACACACACUAAAUACAUCAUAUUGACCAUCAGUAGCCUAGUCCACUUACAAUGUGCAUGAAGGAUGUUCAUGCUAGCUAAUUAUGGUAUUCAAUUUUAUUGCAGCAGUUUUUUUCAAAAUAGUUUUGAAUUGAAUCUUUUCACAGGUAUACAUUUAUGCUUGGAAUAGCAUUAUGUAAUCUAUUUUUGACAGGGUAUUUUUUAUUGAUAUGUACAAGUAUCACAGUUUAUCUUCUAGCUGUGCCAGUACCAAUUGUUUUUUAACAUACAUGUUUAUAUUAUCAUGUUUUGAUGGAAAUAUAUUUCAAAUGGUCACUGA
Molecule: messenger RNA, 2372 nt
Organism: Frankliniella occidentalis (western flower thrips)
Lineage: Eukaryota; Metazoa; Arthropoda; Insecta; Thysanoptera; Thripidae
Product: NEDD4-binding protein 2
Source: RefSeq, a predicted model, not a curated record